This is a messenger RNA of Limulus polyphemus (Atlantic horseshoe crab), 417 nucleotides long. Its product is annotated as homeobox protein Nkx-6.2-like. The transcript has a single exon. The record is from RefSeq and is a predicted model, not a curated record. Gene Ontology annotation, molecular function: DNA binding. The annotation marks the transcript as partial. NCBI's taxonomy places the organism in Eukaryota, Metazoa, Arthropoda, Merostomata, Xiphosura, Limulidae.
GUAAAGAUUUGGUUCCAGAAUAGGAGAACAAAAUGGAAGAAAAAAGAUGGUAUAACAAACGCCCAGGCAGCUGAACUUCGUAGCAGCUCUGAGAAACCGGACACGGCUACUAGUAAAAAGAAGCAAUCCAAGAAACCCCAAGAACAUAUAGACUCUAAGACGCCCCCUGGUGACGGUACAUCAGAACAAACGCACACCGAAACCAUUGAUCCUCCAGAAAAACCUCUCCCCCUGUCUACAGAUGGGGACCUUUCCGAUUCAUUGGACAUCGCUGCUCUAAAACACCUAUCCCCCCCAUCAGCUGAUCAGGGGGACUCCAGUUUUACUUUGCCGCAGCAGGUGUCACGGACAGACAGUGAAAACUAUCUUGAAGGAAUAGAUUGUAAUUCUUCCCAGUCAGCAAGCAGCAGUCACUGA